AGGUGCCAAAUAUCGCGCGAGCCCGCAGCUCAUUCCGUUUGUGUGCAGUUAUGUCUGAAAGAAGCAGUAGGGAACAUUAACGUCAAAGUUAGCUAUGUAUAAUUGACAAAAUCCCAUCACUUUAAACAGACAGAAGAAGCCAGCAAUGUUACGUAUUCCGUAUCUGGAAAAGGGCAUUAGUGACAACGUUGCAGAGAGAACGGGAGGUUAGUUAGCAACACGCUGCUUUUAUUUUUUAAAAUUCAUCUGUUGCCAGUUGAAGCGGAAUCAACCCGAUGUGAGCAUUUUGAGGCGUUGCCUUUCGGCCACCGUCAUUAACCGAACAGCCUAUCCUCGAGGACCAACCGUCACACACUCGAAAUGCCUUCUACUUGUAACUUGUAGCUAACGGCUGGCUGUAAAACAAAUACAAUGGGUUGUAUCGGCAGCUAGCUUGUUCCAUCUUAACCGACCAUGUAAGCUGUCUUGUCACAGAAGGCAGUUGACUCGUGACCGAUCGCCGUCGGACGGUACAGGACAGGAGCCAGUUACAGCCCAACGAACAACGACAAGGAAAGACGCACCAAGACUCUCGGUACAUCCGAGCACUCCCCUCCCAGCGCCGAAGUCAAUGUUCACAGUCCUGUUUUAUUUAUUUAUUUUUUCGUUUGACGCCCCCAUAUUCCUGCGCCUACACCCGUCUCAACACCCUGAAGGCAGAGAGAGGAGGGAGCUCUGGGGUCCCCGACACUCAGCCGAGGGGAGGCAUCGCUGAAAUGAGAUGAGGCUCAGAAAUGGAACUGUGGCCACUGCGAUUAUUUUCUUCACGUCUUUCCUCAGCCUGUCCUGGUACACAUCGUGGCAGAAUGGCAAAGAGAAGCUGAUAGCAUACCAGCGGGAGUUCCAUGCCUUGAAAGAGCGCCUUCGUGUGGCAGAGCACAGGACGCUGCAGCGCUCGUCUGAGCUCAACAACAUUCUCGAGCAGUUCAGACGCGCCAUCGCCGAGACUAACAGCAGCAAAGAUGCCCUCACAAACUUCUCAGAUGAGACACAGAAACUACUGAAGGAGCUCACAAAUAGGAAACCUCUCCAGGUGCCAAAUAUCUAUCACCACCUGCCUCACCUUCUCAACAAUGAGGGCAGCCUGCAACCUGCCGUACAAGUUGGUCUCGGACGCACAGGAGAUGCUCCCCUCUGGCAGGAGGCUGCGGUCCAUCAGGACCAAAAUCUCACAUCACAUAAACAGUUUCUUUCCUCAUCAACAAGGCCCGGGACCCCCACUGACACUGGCUCUCAUACCUACCCAACCACCCAUUAUGUUACCAUGGUGAUGGGGAUCCCCACAGUGAAGCGCAAGGUGAAGUCUUAUCUGUCAGAGACGCUCCGUUCACUAAUAGACAAGCUGUCACCAGAGGAGAAACUUGACUGUGUUAUUAUUGUCUUCGUUGGGGAGACUGAUGUGGACUACGUUCACAGUGUGGUUGCUGGCCUGGAGAAAGAGUUUUCUAUAGAGCUGAGUUCAGGCUUGCUGGAAGUGAUCUCCCCACCAGCCACCUAUUACCCUGAGCUCACCAACCUCAAAGAGACUUUUGGAGACUCCAGAGAGAGAGUCAGAUGGCGAACCAAGCAGAAUCUGGACUAUUCCUUCCUCAUGAUGUAUGCUGUUAGCAAAGGAGUUUAUUAUGUCCAGCUGGAGGAUGACAUUGUGGCCAAGCCCAACUACUUUGCCACUAUGAAGAACUUUGCCCUGCAGCUCUCGUCAGAGGACUGGAUGAUCCUGGAGUUCUCUCAGCUGGGCUUCAUUGGAAAAAUGUUCCAGGCCCCAGACCUGAACCUCAUUGUUGAGUUUAUCUUCAUGUUUUACAAGGAGAAGCCUAUCGACUGGCUGCUGGACCACAUUCUCUGGGUCAAAGUCUGUAAUCCUGAGAAAGACGCGAAACACUGCGAGCGGCAGAAGUCCAGCCUACGUGUGCGGUUCAGACCCUCCCUGUUUCAACACGUGGGACUCCAUUCUUCUCUCGCUGGAAAGAUCCAAAAACUCACAGACAAGGACUUCCUGAAGCCACUGCUCCACAAGAUGCAUGUCAACCCCCCAGCUGAGGUUUCCACUUCAGUGAAGGUGUAUCAGGGUCACACACUAGAGAAGACGUACCUAGGAGAGGACUUCUUCUGGGCCAUAACUCCUACUGCAGGAGACUACAUCCUCUUUAAAUUUGACAGACCUGUUAGCAUAGAGAGGUUCCUGUUCCGCAGUGGUAACCAGGAGCACCCAGGGGACAAGAUUGAGAACACCACAGUGGAAAUACUGCCUGUCUCGGAACCUGGACUGCAGACCAAAGAGAAGUACAAGCGAACAGAAGAUCGCUUUUACAGGAUUGGUCAGUUUGAGAAGGGUGUGGCAGAAGGGGCUGUAGAUCCUUCCUUCAAUCCAGUCCUGGCACUUCGGCUUUCGGUUCUCAAAGACUCAGCUGUGUGGGCAAUCCUCAGUGAAAUACAUAUAAAGAGGAUAGCUGGCUGACUCUUCUGGAGCGGGCACAUGAAUCAUGGCCCCAGGGAGACCAAAAUCUCCUAGACUGCUUACGCAGGGCCUCUGGCACCUAGCAACCAGCAGUGAAGUCAUUCGAGCCUACUAGAGUUGCUCAUCUGAGCUUGUCUGAGGAACACCACCUCUCUGUCCCCACUCUUCCUAUUCUACUUUAUUUAGCUUCUCAUCGACCAAUUUCUCCCUUUCUUUCUGCAUCUCUCCCUUACUCUUGUGCUCUUAAUUAAUUUGUGAGAAUGUGAAUACUACUGUCUAAAGAACAACAGCAGAGUGUGUGAAGACAUCUGUUCCCAGCUCUGGCUAUCAAAGAGACUGUGUUGUUCAGCAGCUUUGAACACAAUCAGAAAACGCUUGGACAAAGGAGGACAAAUCAUCACAUCUGGGGAGAACCAGUCCCCUGCCUGUUGUAGAUGGUGCCAAAUCCUUCUCUGUUACUCAAUGCUGCCACCUUUGGGCAAGCUGGGGCAUUGCACUGUCACUAGCACCUCAGCAAAAGCCUGUGAUGAUCAAGAAUGUUGUCAUCACUAAUGGCCAGUUGCUCUCUGUUCUCGACAGUGAUGACUGAGCUCUAGAUCAACACCAGCCCAUACAAAAAUGUUUCCCUCACUCCCAGAGUAUUGUCAGUCACACUCAAAUACUCCAGUAGUCCUGAAACACAAACUCAGGAUGAGCUUACUGUUCCAAAAUCCUACCUGUCGCCAGUCAGUAACAACCAAUCCAUCAAGAAAAUGAGUACCAUACCAUAUCUAUCUCACCUCCUGUCUGACAGACUGUGUAAAACCUCAGUGUCCAUUUAUAGUAAACUAAGAAGACAUUGCCUUGGUGUAAUUUUCCCGAAGGAAUAUAUUGUUAUAUUGAUAUAUUAUUACAGCUACGACGAUCUAUGAAGGUAACUUAAUUUAUUUGAAAUAAAUCUUUAAUUUGUACAAGAGGUAAAAUAUAUUUUUAUUCUAUUAAGAGAUGUUUAUGGUAGUUCAGAGUCUGUUUUAUUUGUGUAUUGUUGUGUUUUUUUUUGUUUUGUUUUUUCAGAAUUGCUAUAUUUUAUUUUCAUUAUUACAGCUACUUGCAAAGUUGCUUUGUCUGCUGGUGCAAGCAGCUCGGUUCAGUCUGUACCAGUUUCUUUUCAUUUGAAGCGAAGCAUUACAACUAAAACAAUUAAUUUUCAGUAUGAGAGGUGUGAAUAGAUUCUGGUGAAGUAGUUGGGGGUCAAAAUUGGAAAAGUGUGCCUUAUAUCCAGGUCCCAUAAAAUUGAUUAUUCCAGUCUGUUCCCUCUCACUUUUGCCUACACUUUGAUUGCUGGAUAUACUAAUAUUUUUAAAAUAACAAACAGUCCACUUAGUGAUUGGAUGUUAAGAACAAUAUUUCUGUGUAAUACUGAGUGAAAGUGAUUUAAAAAAAAAAGAUGGGGGGUUGUACCAGAUUACCAUCUGAAACAGCCUUAUUUGCACUGCUUUUUCACUAUUUUUUGUUACCAUCACACCCUUCACCAUCAUACUUAAAAUUUCCAUCUUCCCAUUGUAGUUGCUCAUUUCACUGACUCUUCCAAAUCCACCUAACAAUUUAUUUUGUCCAAUCAAGUAUCUGUUUUUGGAUAGGACAGAAUAUUAUGACUACUGAUCAAUGCAGAGUGCACCUUUUGUUGUAUGAUUUGGCUGAGGUUGUGUAGUACUUUCACUGAUUUGUAAAUAUAUAUAAAAGCAAUGAACAUUAUUUCUCUUUCUUUCCCUCGCUCUCUCUCUCUUCUGCCUCACUUAAUAGUUCAUUGAAAUUCACUUGACAUGUUUUGUAUUCAUGUGUGGCCAAUAGUGGAAGCUAUUUUUAAAUGAAACUUCACUCAUUUUACAUCAUACUGGUUUAUUCAAGGGGGUUGUGAAGUGCUUUUUGGUGGACUUGAUGUGAAAACGGGACAAUUUUUGCUAAUCAUGCUUGUUCAAGUGCAUGAUUAUUAUUUGUAAUUUAUAAACUUUUUGGGGUUUUUUUUGGACAGAGCAGGCUCCUGAUAAAACCAUCCAUGCUAGAGCUGUACUUAAGAAAACUGAAGUAGCUUGAUCGACUCCUCUUCAUCAAAUUCUUUUAUUAUUUUUUUAUUGGGAAAAGACGAGAGCAGGCCACUUAAACGGUGGAACGUUUUGAAAGACACUCCUAACAGGAUUGGCCUCGCCCCCUAAUCCUGCAUCUACAUACAAACAGAAACUGAGUGCAUGAAAACAGCCUGAGCGGUUAUGUGAUUCUUGUGAUCUCCCUACUGUAUUUGUUGAAAGUGGACAGGAGGCAAAAAAAGAAAGGAACUCUUCCCUUACACCCAUCAGUUCAUGUGCCUUCAUCAUGUACAUGUGUAUGCCUGCCUCUGAUGUUUUUGACAUCAUUUUUCAUGGACAUCUUUGAAAUAAAUGAUAAAAGUUAUUAGAA
Siniperca chuatsi (mandarin fish) is the source of this 4930-nucleotide messenger RNA. It is a transcript of the gene mgat4a, whose product is annotated as alpha-1,3-mannosyl-glycoprotein 4-beta-N-acetylglucosaminyltransferase A. Bases 761 to 2497 code for a protein of 578 amino acids. Gene Ontology annotation, molecular function: acetylglucosaminyltransferase activity. The transcript is spliced from 17 exons. The record is from RefSeq and is a predicted model, not a curated record. Lineage: Eukaryota; Metazoa; Chordata; Actinopteri; Centrarchiformes; Sinipercidae. Gene Ontology annotation, biological process: protein N-linked glycosylation. Gene Ontology annotation, cellular component: endoplasmic reticulum-Golgi intermediate compartment; endoplasmic reticulum; Golgi stack.